AGAAACUAAGAUUCAUAGAAUUUCUAUUUCUAUUUAGUGUGACAUUCUAUGUUAUUACACCGUUCACCGAAUAAAUUUCUGACGAAGACGAAAAUUGGAUGGGAUCUUUUGUAAAACGAUUCAAACCGAGUACCGAAUUGUUCGAAUAUCGCCGAUGGGUAUCGUAUCAGUCCCAUCGCUAGUUGUGGGCAGUGACGGAAGAAGGUGGAGGGGGCGGUGGUACGAAAUAAAAUUUGUCGGUUGCAUCCCCCUUCUCCGGUGGAGCGGUAACCUGCAGUUGAGGUUGUAGCGCAGCGAUAGAGGCCGAGCUGAUCAGUCUGCGCGAGUCUGUCGAGUGGUAAGCUUCGACGUCGUCGUCCUCGUUAUCGUCGUUGUCGUCACUGUCGUUCUCUCUGUCCUCUUCGUUCGGUUAAGUUCCUUCUUUCGUCUUUCGAGCCGAGCAAGCAUCGUCGUGGUUGCAUAGCAUCCAUCGGCAAACGCAAGGAUAAUCGAGUCGUCGUUUCGAGAGGUGCAUUCGAUCGAAAAAGGAUCGAUUCGCUGAUACGGCAGAAACUCUCCGGAGUACAGAUGGUCAGAGGGUCGUUGCCAGGUAUCGCAGUGACGAUGGCAUCGGGAAGGGAAAUUUACGGUGCAUUCAGUUUAAUCGUCGACGACGUGGACUCGCAUUCGAUGUCGAGCGAGAAUUCUGAUUUGGACGGUCUGUCGAACGUGAGCAGUUCGCAUAAUUCGUCGUCUCAAACGCCACUGGAUAGCCCAGGUGGACCGAGGGAGAAAAUCAAACAGAUGCAAGUAGAAGCGGAAACGAGGAGAGGAGAGUUCGCCAGGUUACUCGAGGAACACGCUCAAGUCGUGAGGAAGUUGAAAAUGAUGGAGGCCGAGGAACAGCUGUCGGCGAGCGGAAACGUGGUCGGUGCUACGCACGCAUGAUUCCGUCCUUAAUCGGGCUGAAAAUGAUCGUGGAAUUGGGACCACCGAUUCUUUAAGUGCGACGGAAGAAUUAACGAACGCUUCUUCGGACGAUGAACGAUCUUUCGGAAUAACGUGGAGUUUAUUUUUCUUUGUUCGAAGUCGUCUGUAUUCUUCUCGCGAACUUCCUAAUUUCUGUAAAACCGUAAGUUUCCUAAGGUCGUAUCGUUGGAAAAGAACGUUCCUCCGCGAGGGCGUAGACAUUAGAAGUGAAUCACUUAUGAUUUAGAAAAUUUUCACGGAAUUUAGUCGAGAACAGAAAACGAAUAUUUUUACGCCUCUGUUCGAUUUCGAGCGAAGCUGCGUAACAUCUUCGUUGCCGCGUUCCUGCUUCUCAUCAUUUUUAGAAACCGCUGUUGAAGAGAAACGAGUGCGCGAGUAAAAAUAAAAACGAUUACACGAGCCUCGGCUAAAUAGCUCAUUAAUUUAGGAGAAGAAAGAGAAAAGUCUCGCGUAACGUUUAGAGAUUAGUCGGUUUUCGGCGAACGAUUACGUUUCUAGGUUUAUCGUAAAGUCUGAAACACUUCUAGUUACGACAAUAACGAAGAACGAUCGGUGUACGUUCGUGAAACCUUAAAGAAAAUGAUAAAAGUAACUAAUGUACCCGAUGUAUAUACAUAUACAGCAAAAAAGAAAAUGUGGCUGGCCUAAGCGUAGUACAAACUUUUGAGAAACAAAGAAAACUUCGUGCUAAACCAGAAUAGUAUGGAACUUUUGGUUCGAGCACCGUUUUCGACGCGCUAACACUUAAAUAAGUCGAUAGAAAAUGUCGUGAUUUUCAAACGAAACCUUGGUGAUCGUCACUAUGUAAUUGUAGCGAAUUUUAACGAAGUACAAGCUUCUAACGUUUUAUAGCAUUGGAUAUUUGAAUGUUCCAUACAAUUAUAAGCUAGUUUUAUAUUACCGUAAAACGUGCGUACGAUAGCGUAAGAUUCCAAACCUGCCGUAAUACGCGCAAACUUUCUGUAAAAAGAUUUCCUUUCUAACACGAUGCGUUACCCGAGUAAGAUGUUGUUCGUCCGCGAGAUCAUUAUUUACAUAAUGUACGAUAUGCAAUAAUAUAAAUCAACAGAGUAGAACACUCUUCGCUUUGUUAUAUUUGAUAAACUAUAGAACAAGGUUCACUUCGAAUAUGGACCAAUCAACUAAAGAGUACAACCUUGCUUGUAUCUUCGUGUGAAUAUUGCGUCAGGUUUGUGUCCAUGUAAAAGGAUAGAUAACUAUUUAGCCAUUUAUAGAGAUACAUAUGUAUAAAAAUAUGUGAAUAGACUCGUAUAACGAUGGUAACGUCUACAAACAUUAAAAAAAAAAAAA
Megachile rotundata (alfalfa leafcutting bee) is the source of this 2280-nucleotide messenger RNA. RefSeq lists its product as uncharacterized. The record is from RefSeq and is a predicted model, not a curated record. NCBI's taxonomy places the organism in Eukaryota, Metazoa, Arthropoda, Insecta, Hymenoptera, Megachilidae.